Molecule: messenger RNA, 479 nt
Organism: Lathyrus oleraceus (garden pea)
Lineage: Eukaryota; Viridiplantae; Streptophyta; Magnoliopsida; Fabales; Fabaceae
Exons: 2
Coding region: 35-382 (115 amino acids)
Biological process (GO): cell fate determination
Source: RefSeq, a predicted model, not a curated record
AAAAAUAAUUUACAGGUUUACACUCAUAUCUCAAAUGGCCUCUAUUUUCAACAUUCUCUCCAUCACUCUCUUCCUUGCCCUAGUUUACAAAGUUUAUGGAGAACAUUGUAAUUUGAGUAACAUUGAGGUUAAACAAACCAAAACAUCAGGCUCAGUGUGGAAUGUUACUGUGACCAACAACUGUAUUUGCACUCAAACAGAAGUGAAGUUCAAUACCAAAGGAUUUAAGUCAAGCACACCUGUUGAUCCAACAAUCUUUAGCCAAGAUGGUCUUCUCAUCCAAGGAGCAGCAUUUUAUGGAUUUCAAUUUGCCACCUUCACUUAUACUUCUGCUUCUCAGUUUAAAUUUAUACCAAUUUCAUCCCUAACUCAAUGUUCUUAGGAAUUAGAAUUAUGUUAGGAUUAUUUUUUAUUGUUAACCAAAAAUAAAAUAGUUACACAUUGUAUCAUGUUUUGAAACCACUUUGAAAAUAUCAAAU